AUGGUGAAUUCUAGUGUAGCAGCUAAGCAAGCUAGGAAUGGUGACCAAACUUCUCGAUCUUUUGAAGCUCUUUUGCAAUCGUCGUCUUCUCCGGCCUAUCUUCUCCCUUUUCGUGAAUGCACCUCAAAAUUACAAGAUCCACUCCGUCCCCCUUGCUUCGGUAUUUAUGUGUGUGGGUUGGUGUUUGAAAAUCUCAUUGCUCAGGGUGAAUUGAACGAGGUGGGUGAAUUGAACGAGGUGGAGAAGAAAAAUGUGAAGAAGGCACAUAUUUUGUAUGACACCAUUGAUGGGAGCAAAAUGGUUCUUUUGUCCGGUGGAAAAGAGUGUGAGGUCAUUGAUGAAUGUGCCAUGUACUUUGGCAAAGUUGGAGUUUGA
This is a messenger RNA of Fraxinus pennsylvanica, 375 nucleotides long. The record is from the annotation of a GenBank genome assembly. Lineage: Eukaryota; Viridiplantae; Streptophyta; Magnoliopsida; Lamiales; Oleaceae.